GGGGCGCGGCGGAGGGGCGGAGGCGCGCGCGCAGCGCUCAUCUUCUCGCCGCGCGCGUAUAUGGCGGCGCCGGGGGCAGGCCCCGGGCCGGGAGCGCCCCCGGGGCUGGAGGCGGCCCUGCAGAAGCUCGCGCUGCGGCGGAAGAAGGUGCUGAGUGCCGAGGAGAUGGAACUGUACGAGCUGGCGCAGGCGGCGGGUGGCGCCAUCGACCCCGACGUGUUCAAGAUCCUGGUGGACCUGCUGAAGCUGAACGUGGCGCCCCUCGCCGUCUUCCAGAUGCUCAAGUCCAUGUGUGCUGGCCAGAGGCUGGCGGGCGAGGCCCAGGACCCCGCGGCCGUGUCUCUGCCCACAUCGAGCGUGCCAGAGACCCGAGAGGCCUCCUUUCUCUCUGCCAAGAACUGUAGUCCCCCUGCAAGGCCCUCCUUUUCCUCGGCCCCGCGGCCUGCGGCCUCUCCGGUUCUGCUCCACGGCCCAGCUGCCACGCACUCGCCUCUCUCUCCAGGGCCCCCCGGUUCCCUCCGGUUCUCUUGCUGCCUGUUCUCUCCUUUCGCAGGGAUUAUCAGCCUGAUCAAGGUUAAAGAUGAACAUUAUUUGCUGUUUUCUCCUUUCCUCUCAUCCUUGAGUUUCCGGAAGGGCCCUGGUCACUAUACUGAGAGGGAGAGGAAAUUCCAGUGCGUGGCAUGCUGAAGAAAAGCUACAUUCAGACUCAGGCCCACAUCUGAGAUCCACGCUGCCAUUUGCUGGGGUUGAGCUGUACUUGCAAGUCCUUCAGAAGUGCCCUGAGCUGAGUUUGUGGGGCACCUAAGUACCCCGGAUUAGGCCAGGUGCUACAGAUGAGUUCUGUCAGCCUGGCCCAGCCUGGAGAGGGACAUGGCCUCAGAGUGGGCAAGAGCAUGUUGGGAGCUGCAAGGCGGUGGGGCGCAUGCACUCGUACGAGACAGGAUCCUUGCCCACUGACCAGUCAGUGGGCACCAGAAUAUCAGCAUUUGUAACAGGAAAAAGGAAAUGUGUGGUGACAGCUCUCUACUUUGUGUCUGUCUUUUCCAUGAGUCACUGGCAGGCUGAGUUGGCCCAGCUUCACCCCACCACAUGUCCUCUGCCCUGGGUAACCUGUUAUUACAUCUUUGUUGAGUCAACUGUACGCAAGCACUUGAGUGUGAAGCCCAGGGUGGCAAAGCAAGGGAAAAUCUGAGCUAUCAGAAUUUCAAGUGUGCCACCACUGUCACCCUUUCCAUCCCACUGGGCAGCAGAGACCCCCUGUUCUCUGGAGAGGAGCUGUUCAGAAAUGCUCUGUAGGAGGUCUGUCCUAGCUCUGCAGGAAUCCUGGGAGAAUGUAGUUGUAUCAGAGGGCCUGGACAGCAGGUCUGAUGCCCUGGAGGGCCCAGGGUCUGCAGUACUGCAAAUGCAGGUGCCUCCCCUUGUUCAAGAUGACAGAUGGGAAAACAGGAAUGACUUAACAUGCCCCCCAAGAAACCUCAUGGUGUCUUUUCUCCAAAAACCUACAAGUCCCCAGUGCAGGCUAUUUGACUAAUGGACUUUGAGGCUAAGGGUCAAACACAGGACACAUACCCUGGUCAGAGUCUGCAGGGUGGACCCUGCCAGGCUGGAGAAGAGCCCUGGCCAAGGGAGGCCCAAUGGGGAGGGACUGUGACCCAGUGGGUGAGCCUGCUCCCUGAGUACGUUUUGUCCACUGUGGUGUCCUCUGUCAGUCUUAUGAAUGCUGUCAACACCCUGAGUCCAGGGAAGCCAUUCCUUUAAAAUAAAGCUCUGGCCUAGGUGUGGUUGCAUUUUCCUGUCUUCACAGAAAGAGGGUAAGGUAAGUAACUUACAAGUCAAGGGAUAUCUGCACCAGUGGUCUCCAUCUAAAUGUGACUGCCUGUGGUCAGGGCAAGUCUCGUUGAGCACUCAAGCCUUGGCAGGAACCCAAUCACAGGAUCUGGAAGCUGAACUUGAGGGCAAGAGGCCUGACCACCAAAUGGUUGCAAAAUACUUUUGAGGUGGGUAGGGAAACACCUGUGAGAAAGAGCGUCCCAAGACCCAAAUCCAAAAGCCUGACUUCCAUUCCUGAUGGUUGUGCCUCCUGCACCAUCAGUGCACGCAGUUCAAUUGUGGGCAAUCUGGAGCGGGGAAUGCCGGGGGAGGCAGGAGGUAGCAGCCCAGCUGGUGAGCCCUCCUGCACUGCUGGUGGUCGGCUGAGUCCUUUACCUUUCCAGGGCAGGAGUCAACCAGCUGAGCUCACCUUUCCCGAAAUGGGCCUUGUGGACUUUCCCCAUUGCUCCUUGCACUGCUCCUGUCCUAGGACCCAUGCUUGAGGGCCUCCUGACUCUGCCCAGGAUUUCUCUUGGAUGUGCCAUCUCCAGGCAGCUCUCAGCCUCAGGG
Messenger RNA from Zalophus californianus (California sea lion), 2379 nucleotides. RefSeq names its product mitotic-spindle organizing protein 2B. The coding region runs from base 61 to 687 and encodes 208 amino acids. The transcript has 4 exons. Gene Ontology annotation, cellular component: spindle; centrosome. The record is from RefSeq and is a predicted model, not a curated record. Lineage: Eukaryota; Metazoa; Chordata; Mammalia; Carnivora; Otariidae.